Messenger RNA from Andrographis paniculata, 908 nucleotides. Its product is annotated as peptide methionine sulfoxide reductase A1-like. The transcript has 2 exons. The record is from RefSeq and is a predicted model, not a curated record. Lineage: Eukaryota; Viridiplantae; Streptophyta; Magnoliopsida; Lamiales; Acanthaceae. Gene Ontology annotation, biological process: cellular response to oxidative stress. The coding region runs from base 1 to 768 and encodes 255 amino acids. Gene Ontology annotation, molecular function: peptide-methionine (S)-S-oxide reductase activity. Gene Ontology annotation, cellular component: cytoplasm.
AUGGCUAUGAACGCCGCUGCAGCCUUCCCCACCGCACUAUUCAUAUCCUCCGCCUGCACAAAACCCUCACUCAUAACGAAACUACCACUCCGCCGCACCGCCGCCGUAAAGCGCACCGGAAUCACCGCCGGCGCCUUCACGUCGCCGAGAAUGAAUUGGCUCGAAAAGCUAGGGUUCCGUGCCCCCGCCUCCACCGGAACCCCGGUGGACUCCUCAUCGGCAAUCGCCCAGGGCCCCGACGACGAUACUCCGAGGCCAGGCAACGAGUUCGCCCAAUUUGGGGCAGGAUGCUUCUGGGGCGUCGAAUUGGCCUUCCAGCGCGUUCCCGGAGUCACCACGACGGAGGUCGGCUACACUCAGGGCAACUUGCAUAAUCCGACGUACGAGGACAUCUGCUCCGGCGGGACAAACCACUCCGAAGUGGUAAGGGUUCAGUACGACCCGAAGGAGUGCGGCUACGACAAUCUGCUCGAUGUUUUCUGGGCCAACCACGACCCGACCACUCCGAAUCGCCAGGGGAACGACGUGGGGACGCAAUACAGAUCUGGAAUUUACUUCUACACGCCUGAGCAGGAAAAGGCAGCAUUGGAAUCGAAGGAAAAGCAAGAGAAGGUUUUAGGUAGGAAAAUUGUUACGGAGAUUUUGCCUGCGAAGAAAUUUUAUAGGGCAGAGGAAUAUCAUCAGCAGUACCUGGCUAAAGGAGGAAGGUUUGGCUUCAGGCAAUCGGCUGAGAAAGGAUGCAACGAUCCUAUUAGAUGCUACGGGUAAAAUAUGCAAAAUCAAUAACAGGUGCUGAAGUAAAUAGAGUUCGUGAUAUUUCUAAAUUUUGUAGUGUUAUUCAUGUGCUCUAAAUUUGAUUGAAUAAGAUCAUCAUCAGAAUAAAGGUUGUUUUCAUUCACAACCGCGAA